AUGACCGAAGUAAAUCCAGAAUCUGUUCCAUCUACCAAACCUUUAGACCCACCGAAAAAAGUGAAAGAUCCUCGUUUAGUCGAAGUGGGAAAAAGAUUAGCAGAAAUAAGACAACAGGUCAAAGCUGAGAAAAAAGCAAUGACCGAAGAAAACCUAAAAGCAGAAGUUCGCGGGAAAUGCAUGACGGAAGGUGAUGGAGGUGGAUGA
Paramuricea clavata is the source of this 207-nucleotide messenger RNA. The record is from the annotation of a GenBank genome assembly. NCBI's taxonomy places the organism in Eukaryota, Metazoa, Cnidaria, Anthozoa, Malacalcyonacea, Plexauridae.